Messenger RNA from Paramecium octaurelia, 3521 nucleotides. The record is from the annotation of a GenBank genome assembly. NCBI's taxonomy places the organism in Eukaryota, Ciliophora, Oligohymenophorea, Peniculida, Parameciidae.
AUGGAUCAGGAAAUUGGAAUAUAGGAAAAUAUGACACUGCAACUUCUUAAUAAAGAAUACUCGACCUUUACAUCAUAUUUUAAAAAAGUCAAGUAGUUUUAUUCUAAGGAAAAAGAAUUAUCCAAAUGUAUCUUUAACUAAUUGAUUUAUCAUAUAAUAAAAUAAUGUAUUCAAACAAAUUAAAAUAAUAUAAUUGAAUAAUAUCUUAAUUCAAUAUAGAAUAUGGCAUCAGGUUAAAAUAAAGCUGACGAUGACUUCAAUUCUAGCAAUUAAAAUGAUCAUAAAAUAGGAUAAAAAGAAUCUUAAAUUGAAGAUAACAAGCAAUUAAAUAUUUAAGAGGCUAAUAGAUUUUUUGAUGAAGGUAUGCAUCAAUUUAAUUUAUUUUAGGAAUGACCUUAAGUAGAUUAAAGAAAUUUUAUGAAGCAAUUGAGUGCUAUGACAAGGCUAUUGGUAUUAAUCCAAAAUAACCUUCUUUUUGGAGUCAUAAGGGUAAUUAACAGUUAAACAUAAUUAAUUAGGGUAUGCAUUAAUUUGUCUAAAUAAAUAUUAAGAAGCAAUUUAGUGUUACGACGAAUCUUAUUCCAUUAAGAAAAAUUUUGAAAAUGAUUUGUAAAAUAAGGGUAAUUAAUUAUUAGAUUUUAUUAUUUAGGCUUUGCCUUAUAUUAAUUAAAUAGAUUUUAAGAAGCAAUUGAGUGCUAUGACAAAGUUAUUUUCUAAAAACCAAGAAAUGUUGUUGCCUUCAUUAGUAAGGGUAUAUAUUAGUUACAUACUAUUAUUUAGGUUAGGCAUUAAGUGCUCUAAAUAAAUAUGAAGAAGCAAUUAAGUGUUAUGACAAAUCACUUUCCAUUAAUCCAAAGUGUUCUUCUGCUCUUAUAAGAAAGGGUAAAUAACAUUAAAACCAUAUUAUUUAGGUUUUGCCUUACGUAAAUUAAAUAAAUAUUAAGAAGCUAUUGAUUGCUAUGACCAAGCUAUUUCCAUAAAUCCAAAAUAAGAUACUGUUUGGAAUAAUAAGGGUAAUUAACAAAUAAACACAAUUAUUUAGGUUAUGUAUUACAUAGCCUAAAUAAAUAUUUAGAGGCAAUUUAAUUUUAUGACAAAGCUAUUUCCAUUAAUCAAAAAUUUUUUAUUGCUUGGUCAAAUAAGGGUAAAUAAAGAUAAACCAUAUUAUUUAGGUUUAGCCUUAUAUUAAGUAAAUAAAUUUUAAGAAGCUAUUGAGUGCUACGACAAAGCUAUUUCCAUAAAUCCUUAAUAUUAUCUUGCUUGGAAUAAUAAGGGUAAUUUACAAAUAUACACUAUUAUUUAGGUUAUGCAUUACAUUGCCUAAAUAAAUAUUUAGAAGCCAUUUAGUGUUAUGACUAAGCUAUUUCCAUUAAUCAAAAAUUUGUUACUGCUUGGUCAAAUAAGGGUAAAUAAAAGUUAAGCAAUAUUCUUUAGGCUUUACCUUACGUAAAUUGAACAAAUUUUAAGAAGCUAUUGAGUGCUACGACAAAGCUAUUUCCAUAAAUCCAAAAUAUUAUCUUGCUUGGAAUAAUAAGGGUAAUUUACAAAUAUACACUAUUAUUUAGGUUAUGCAUUAUAUUUCCAAAAUAAAUAUUUAGAAGCCAUUUAGUGUUAUGACUAAGCUAUUUCCAUUAAUCAAAAAUUUGUUACUAAAUAGAUUUUUAGAAGCCUAUGCAUGCUACGAGAAAGUUAUAUCCAUACAACCGAAAAAUUCAAGUGCUUUGCUAAAUAAGGGUAUUUAUUUUUAAAUUAUUUUAUUGAGGCUUUGUCUUACAUAAAUUAAAUAAAUAUUAAGAAGCUAUUGAGUGCUAUGAUAAAACUAUUUAAAUAAAUCCAAAAUAUAUUAAUGCUUGGAACAAUAAGGGUAUCAACAUAUAAACACUAUUAUUUAGGUUAUGCAUUAAAUUUUCUAAAUCAAUAUUAAGAGGCAAUUUAGUGCUAUGACAAAGCUCUUUCAAUUAAUCCUAAUUACGAUAGUGCUUGGUCAAAUAAGGGUAAUAAACAGUUAAACCUUAUAAUCUAGGUUUUGCUUUAAAUAAAUUAAAUAAAUUUUAGGAAGCAAUUGAGUGUUAUGACCAUUCUAUUUCCAUGAAUCCAAAAUGUGAUUGUGUCUGGAAUAAUAAAGGUAAAGUGAUAUUAUGUAAUUUAGGUUUAAUCUUAAAUUGUCUGAAAAUGUAUUAAGAAGCAAUUUAAUGCUAUGAUAAUGCUCUUACCUUAAAUCCUAAUUUUUAUGUAACUUGGUAUAAUAAGGGUAAUUGUUUGUUAGAUUGUAUUAUUCAGGCUUUACCUUACAUAAUUUAUAUAAAUUAAUAGAUUUUUUGAUGAAGGUAUGCAUCAAUUUAAUUUAUUUUAGGAAUGGCCUUAAGUAGAUUAAAGAAAUAUUAUGAAGCAAUUGAGUGCUAUGAUAAGGCUAUUGGUAUUAAUCCAAAAUAACCUGCUUUUUGGAGUCAUAAGGGUAAUUAACAGUUAAACAUAAUUAAUUAGGGUAUGCAUUAAUUUGUUUAAAUAAAUAUUAAGAAGCAAUUUAGUGUUACGACGAAUCUUAUUCCAUUAAUAAAAAUUUUGAAAAUGAUUUGUAAAAUAAGGGUAAUUAAUUGUUAGGUUUUAUUAUUUAGCCUUUGCCUUAUUUUAAUUAAAUAGAUUUUAAGAAGCAAUUGAGUGCUAUGACAAAGUUAUUUUUUAAAAACCAAGAAAUGUUGUUGCUUUCAUUAGUAAGGGUAUAUAUUAGUUACAUACUAUUAUUUAGGUUAGGCAUUAAGUGCUCUAAAUAAAUAUGAAGAAGCAAUUAAGUGUUAUGACAAAUCACUUUCCAUUAAUCCAAAGUGUUUUACUGCUUGUUUAAAUAAGGGUAAAUAACAGUUAAACCAUAUUAUUUAGGUUUAGCCUUACGUAAAUUAAAUAAAUAUUAAGAAGCUAUUGAUUGCUAUGACCAAGCUAUUUCCAUAAAUCCAAAAUAAGAUACUGUUUGGAAUAAUAAGGGUAAUUAACAAAUAAACACUAUUAUCUAGGCUAUGCAUUACAAAGCCUAAAUAAAUAUUUAGAAGCCAUAUAGUGUUAUGACAAAGCUAUUUCCAUUAAUCAAACAUUUGAUAUUGCUUGGUCAAAUAAGGGUAAAUAAAGAUAGGCUAAAUUAUUUAGGUUUUGCCUUAUAUUAAUUAAAUAAAUUUUAAGAAGCUAUUGAGUGCUACGACAAAGCUAUUUCCAUAAAUCCGAUAUUUGCUACUGUUUGGAAAAAUAAGGGUAGUUAAAAACUAUACAUUAUUUUUUAGGUUAUUUAUUAAAAAGCCUAAAUAAAUAUUUAGAAGCCAUAUAGUGUUAUGACAAAGCUAUUUCCAUUAAUCAAACAUUUGAUAUUGCUUGGUUAAAUAAGGGUAAAUAAUAGUUAAGCAAUAUUCUUUAGGCUUUACCUUACAUAAAUUGAACAAAUAUUAAGAAGCUAUUGAGUGCUACGACAAAGCUAUUUCCAUAAAUCCAAAAUAUUAUCUUGCUUGGAAUAAUAAGGGUAAUUUACAAAUAUACAC